Arabidopsis lyrata subsp. lyrata is the source of this 1064-nucleotide messenger RNA. RefSeq names its product histone deacetylase HDT1. The record is from RefSeq and is a predicted model, not a curated record. The coding region runs from base 97 to 894 and encodes 265 amino acids. The transcript has 9 exons. Gene Ontology annotation, molecular function: RNA binding; chromatin binding; histone binding. Lineage: Eukaryota; Viridiplantae; Streptophyta; Magnoliopsida; Brassicales; Brassicaceae. Gene Ontology annotation, biological process: chromatin remodeling. Gene Ontology annotation, cellular component: nucleoplasm; cytoplasm; nucleolus.
CUCAAAACCCUUUCUUCUUCUCUUUCAUUUUUAGCUGCUCAUAAACCCUAAAAAUCCUCUCUUUCUCAAACUUUUUUCCUACCUCGAUUCUUAGCUAUGGAGUUCUGGGGAAUUGAAGUUAAACCAGGGAAGCCAGUUACAGUGACUCCUAAAGAAGGCACUCUUAUCCACGUUUCUCAGGCAUCGCUUGGAGAAUGUAAAAACAAGAAAGGAGAAUUUGUGCCUUUACAUGUUAAGGUUGGUAACCAGAACUUGGUUCUGGGAACUCUAUCAACUGAGAACAUCCCUCAGCUUUUCUGUGAUUUGGUAUUCGAAAAGGAGUUUGAGCUUUCUCACACUUGGGGAAAAGGAAGUGUCUACUUUGUUGGAUACAAAACUCCCAACAUCAAUGAGGGAGGAGAAUACUUUUCUGAUUCAGAGGAAGAAGAGGAAGAGGUUGAAGAAGUUCCUGCCACCAUUACUGCUAAUGGGAAUGCUGCUAAGGCUGUAGCAAAACCAAAGGCUAAGCCUGCAGAAGUGACUAAGACUGCAAAGCCGGUUGCUGAUGCUGAAGAGGAUGACUCUGAUUCCGACGAAGGAAUGGAUGAAGAUGAUUCUGAUGGUGAUGACGAUUCAGAGGAAGAAGAAGAGACACCUACUCCUAAGAAGCCUGCAUCAAACAAGAAGAGAGCAAAUGAAACUGCCCCUAAAACACCUGUGUCAUCAAAGAAGGCGAAAGUAGCAGUUACUCCUCAGAAAACAGAGGAGAAGAAUAAAGGUGGAAAGACCCCCAAGCCUGCUACCCAGAGCCCAAAGUCGGCCAGUCAAGUCUCCUGCGGUUCAUGCAAAAAGACUUUCAACUCUGGGAAUGCACUUGAGGCUCACAACAAGGCCAAGCAUUCUGCCGCCAAGUGAAGUGGUUUCUUAGAGCUUAUCAACUAUUCCUCUGUUUUGUGUUUUGAGUAGGAUCAUUAUGAUAUCUUUGAAAUUUUGCCUCUAGUCUUUAUGAAACCUUCGGAUUUUCAUCCUUUUUUUAUAACAAGUCUUAAUGAAAGAGUGCCAAUUGGAGUCUUAUCUCCACUAUA